AGCUUUUCCAACAUGGCGGAGGUGCGAUUUGGUUAGCGUUGAACGAAAAUAAUAAAGGAGGGUGAGGAAAAGGGGGCGAUAGCGAUUACAGAGGGCUGGCGAAACAAGCAUCAAAGUUCUGUGCAAUGUCUAAUGUAGCUGAUAUCUGUCCACAUUUGGAUUCCAUUGGAGAAAUCACGAGAGAGGAGCUGUUGCAAAAAUCAAAGGGAACAUGCCAAUCCUGUGGAGUUGGUGGACCAAACUUGUGGGCUUGCCUUCAAAAUGGCUGCUCCUAUGUAGGAUGUGGGGAAUCAUAUGUUGACCACAGCACGUUACAUUCACAGUCUAAGAAACAUAACCUAACAGUGAAUCUAACCACAUUCCGAAUUUGGUGUUACGCCUGUGAGAAGGAAGUUUUCCUUGAACAGCGACCUGUUGUACCCAGUCCAGCUCCAUCAAGCAGAUCAACAGAACAGGACUCUGGCAUAUCACUUGGAAAUCAUCCAUUCAAAAUUGUUCCCAUUGCAGUUGCAGAUGAAGGAGAAUCCGAGUCUGAGGAUGAUGAGUUAAGACCAAGAGGGCUAACAGGAAUGAAGAACAUUGGAAACUCCUGCUACAUGAAUGCUGCACUGCAGGCUUUAUCCAACUGCCCGCCACUCACCCAGUUCUUCUUGGAAUGUGUAGGUUUGGUUCGUACAGACAAAAAGCCAGCUCUUUGUAAAAGCUAUCAGAAACUUAUUUCUGAACUUUGGCAUAAAAAACGUCCUAGCUAUGUUGUACCUACAAGUCUCGCCCAUGGCAUUAAGUUGAUUAAUCCGAUGUUCCGAGGUUAUGCACAGCAGGACACGCAGGAAUUCCUCCGGUGUUUGAUGGAUCAACUACAUGAAGAACUUAAGGAGCCCUUGAUAGAGAGAGACUGUGAUUCCUCAAGUGAUACAGAGGAAAAGCGAGAUGGCGACAGGAGUCCUUCAGAGGAUGAAUUUCUCUCCUGUGAUUCUGGUGCCAGCAGCGAUAAAGGGGAAGGGGAAAACAGAAACAAAUGUAACUCUGACAAGCAGAUUGAAACAGAGCUGCUAAUCCAGGAUGAGUGUGGAAAAGGAAUUUCCGAAAAAGAGAGGCAAAAGGACAGAAAGUUUUCAUGUGGACACCACAGGCUGGGAUUAGUGGAUGCAAUCGAUGAAGAUGCAGAUGUAGAUACAUCUUUAAAUUCAAGUGAUCCUGGAGGUGCUGGUGAUGCCAGAGCUAGUAUGGUUUCUAAUAGUCCUUGCAGAACACCAGAACCUGACAAUGAUGUGAAUAUGCGACGCACAUCACGAUCUUGCAGCCCUAUUCAUCAAGAACUUCAUUCCAAGUUGUCCAGCAGCCCACAUCGAUCAAGUCCAAUGAGGGCAAUGCCACCGUUUUCCCUCAAGAAAGCACAACUCCUGUUGUCCACCAAGAAGAAAAAGCAACCCAAGUAUCGCAGUGUAAUUUCUGAUAUCUUUGAUGGGUCGAUAUUGAGCCUGGUCCAGUGUCUCACCUGUGACAGAAUUUCGUCCACGGUGGAAACAUUUCAGGAUUUGUCUUUGCCAAUCCCUGGUAAAGAGGACCUGGCUAAACUGCAUGCAUCCAUUCACCAAACCUUGCCUGUGAAAAGUGGAACCUGUAGCGAUGCCUACACUACACAAGGAUGGGUGGCAUUCAUUAUGGAUUAUAUUAGAAGGUUUGUUGUGUCCUGUAUCCCAAGCUGGUUUUGGGGUCCUGUCGUGACAAUAGAAGAUUGUUUAGCUGCCUUUUUUGCUGCUGAUGAACUGAAAGGUGACAACAUGUACAGCUGUGAAAAAUGCAAGAAGUUAAGGAAUGGAGUCAAAUAUUGUAAAGUCCUCAAACUUCCAGAGAUCCUUUGUGUUCAUUUGAAACGCUUUCGCCAUGAAGUGAUGUAUUCCUUUAAAGUAAAUAGCCACGUGUCUUUCCCACUGGAAGGCCUUGAUCUUCGACCCUUCCUCUCAAAGGAGAGCCCUUCUCAAAUUACAACCUAUGAUCUUUUAUCAGUUAUCUGUCAUCACGGGACUGCAGGCAGUGGCCACUACAUAGCCUAUUGCCAGAAUGUAAUUAAUGGUCAGUGGUACGAAUUUGAUGACCAGUAUGUCACUGAAGUCCAUGAGACAGUUGUACAGAAUGCUGAAGCUUAUGUCCUUUUCUACAGAAAGAGUAGUGAGGAAGCAGUGCGUGAGAGACAAAAGGUCGUAGCUUUGGCCAACUUGAAGGAACCCAGCCUUCUCCAAUUCUACAUCUCCAGAGAGUGGCUAAAUAAAUUUAACACCUUUACUGAACCAGGGCCAAUCACAAACCACACCUUCCUUUGUUUACACGGAGGUAUUCCUCCAAAUAAGUACCAUUACAUUGAUGAUCUGGUAGUAAUUCUUCCCCAAAACGUUUGGGAAUAUCUCUACAAUAGGUUUGGAGGUGGUCCUUCUGUGAACCAUUUAUACAUCUGUUCCAUUUGCCAAGUAGAAAUUGAGGCACUUGCUAAAAGGAGGAAAAUGGAAGUAGACACUUUCAUAAAGCUAAACAAAGCGUUCCAGGCUGAGGAAUCCCCCUGUGUUAUAUACUGCAUUAGUAUGCAGUGGUUCCGUGAAUGGGAAGGUUUUGUUAAAGGCAAAGACAAUGAGCCUCCUGGUCCAAUAGACAAUAGCAAAAUUGCAGUCAUUAAAGGUGGCCAUGUCCAACUAAAACAAGGUGCAGAUUAUGGUCAGAUUUCUGAAGAAACGUGGAACUAUUUGUUUACUAUCUAUGGUGGUGGACCAGAAAUUGCCAUGCGGCAGAACAUUAUUCAAGCUGAUUUGGACAGCCCGCAAGGAGAGAGGAAAAUAGAAGCCGAAACUCGUGCUGUGUGAUGAUAGAGCUGGGUUAAAGUAACUAGUUGAAAGGCUAUGAUACUGAGUUGAAGGUUGUGAAAACUGCAACUUUUGCACCUGUGAUGAAUCUUUGUGAGCACUUUGUAAUUUAACUGUAGAAAUUCUCUUUUUUUAAAAAAAAGUUUUAUUUCUUUCUGAGUAAAUGUAUAGCUAAAUCAAAAGAGUGCUUGGCAUUAUACACUGUAUAGUAGACAAUGCUAUGGAAAUAUAAUGCUGUACCAACCUAAACCUAACUGUAUUUCAUUAGAGGCUACAUUAUCUAUCUAAUAUACUGUGGAUUCCGGUUAAUUGGGACACAUCGGGACCAGUACAAUUUGGCCAGUUAAGUGGCUGCCCCAGUUAGCUGAAGUUUCAUGGUAAUGGUAAAAAGGUAUAAAAAAGACGAUCUACCAUUUAACUGAGUAACAAAUUAUGUGUUUAAGUGAAAUACAGAAUAAAUUAGAAGACCAAAAAUGCUACUACAGUGCUAUAAAACUAUGUAUUAGUUCCUAGUAGUUACUGAUGGUUUGCUGUAGUGUUCUUUUGAUUGACUGACUGUAAAUGAACAAAAUCAGCUAAAACACUUAGUGCAGAUAAUGAACUGCCUUCACACAAUGCCUUUGACAAUUUCAUCCUCCAAAUCUUCAUUUUCAUUGUAACAUUCAAGAUGAUUACCGAUACCUUCAAAUGCUUUGUUGCUCCUAACUUGUUGAAGUAGUGAAGUUGUUCCAUUUUUACUUCCAGCUGUUUGUGGCAUCUCCAAGCUUGAAUUCUUGAAACCACAGUGAGCAAAACAGUUCCGAAUUGUCUUGCUGCUUAUUUCUGGCCAGCUAUCAGUGACAAAAAUGGCUGCAUUUUGAAGACAAUCCAAAACAUCCAAAAAUGUACCAGUUAGUGGGUUAAUUGGUCAUUGUAAAUUGUCCCUUGAUUAUGCUCGGUUUAAAUCGUGGGUUGCUGGGCAGUGCUGUUUGAAGGGCUGAAAGGGCCUAUUCCACACUGUAUCUCUAAAUUAAAAUGUAAAAAAACAAAUACACAUUACUGAUAUUGUAAAACUGUUUGUUCUAAGCACAGUGUGGUGUCUAAUGGGGACACAAGUGCAGACGACUGACACUAGUUAGAAAAUGUUCGGCAACAGUCUCUUGUCCAAAACUAAGCAGCAUAGUGUCUCAAAUAAAUGAAGGUAAUCCCAUCUAUUUUGUUAAUUAGUGUUUAUUCUUUAAGAGUUGCCCCAAAAUAAAUGGCUGCCAGAUUAACUGAUUGCCCAAUUAACCAGAAUCCACUGUAUAUGUAUAAAAGUUAAGUUGUUCUUUCAAGUCGGUAAGUCAUUUAUAUUUCUUAAAGAAUCUUUACAACAGACUAAUGACACAUACAACACCCUACUGAAGUGGUCUUGAGCCUGAUGUAUUAAGUGAAUUCUUCACAUGGAAGCUUUUGUGGAGAAAAUGUUUCCCAGUGGUUUUGUUGGUGACUUUACAGUGAGAAAAUGGAAAGUUGCAAUGUUGCGGCAAAAACUGACCACAAUGUAUGAACUAGCAUAGAAGACUAGUGAUCAGGCCAGCUGCAGAGAACUAUUUCUUUUCUCUUCAUUGAGAUUUUAAUGAGUUUAAUACAUGCCAAGAUCUACUGAAAAGUAGCUGUUUUUGCCUUUAUACAGAAAUAUUUGAAGUCUUUAAAUGUCAGUGAAGUGCACUGGUCACUGCUGUUGCAAAUUUUGCUUUGUUUCACUGUAAUCUAAGCAGCAGGUAUUGGAUUCUUGAAGUGAUAUUCAUUUUUGAAGUAAUAUUCCCUUCACACUAGUUUUUGACCCUUUGGUGCAUCAUUUCGUACCUUGGGAGACAGGCAACUUUUCAUGAGCUUUAUGACUGAAUGCUAGACUUUUAAGUGUUUGUGAGACAUUUAGCUUGUUCUGACUUUGUAAUUUCAGUUUGGUUUUUCUUGAAACGAACAUUGUCUAAAUGUUCUGGCCAUAAGAUCCAGAGAAGUUUAGGGCUUCUUCAAACCAGACUGUGUGUUUGCCAAAGUUUAAAGCCAUUCUUGAUGGAAAAGCAUACAGUUUAAAUUAUCUUCUGAAUUCUGCCUGAAAGAGCAAUUGGACAGAACCAUUGUUCCACAUUUUAAAUUAAUUAACAGGAGCAGCCAAGUUUAGAAUAUGUAUGGUCUCAUGAGUAGCAGUUUAGAAGGAUUUGUGGGGUUCAUGCCAGUACAGAUAUAUAAUAAAUUGCAGUAAUCUGUGCCAUUUGUGUACCAAUUGACUUAAGACUGGGAUAGCCGCCGUGGAAUUUCUUCCUAGCUUGGGAAAUUCUGGAAUUUUCUGCACCAGAAGCUGUAUAUGCACCGGCCAAGGGUUUGUUCAGUGUAAAGACAAACAGAUUUUUAAGCAGCAUGGGUAGUGAGGAAUAGGGAGAAAGAAUUGUAAUGAUUGUAAUCUGAGUAGAAGCUCUUACUGAUGUGACCUUCGUGAAUGCUGAACCAAACCCUAGAUUUGUUUCUUCUUCUCGAUGUUUCAUUGUUUGUAUUUGAAUGUGCACAUUGAAAUACCAACUUGCCUAGAACUUUAAUUGAAGUCUGCAGACAUCAAAAUAGAUGAUAAUCUUAGAAAAAUCAAAUAUUACUAUUAAUUCAUUUGUGUAAGAUCACUCAUAAUCACAUACUAAUUUCCCACUUUUCUCUGUUUCUAAUUUAGUUUGCUACAGCAAUUGGACUUAUUAUUUUAAAUAAUACAUUAUUGAAGUUCUGAAUUGCAAAAUUGUGGGAAAUUUGUGAUUUACAAUGAUAAUUCAGAAUUGAUAUAUAGUAAAUUCUCUUUUUAUACACACACCCACACACCCACCCACCCCUGAACCUAUUCAAUGCUACAUUUAAUAACUGACCAAUUAGUUAUAAGAUUUUCAUUGUUAGGUUUAUGUAAUUGUGUAUGCAUUCGAGAACUCUUAAUUGCUAUAAAUCUAGUCAUCCUUUUCAUAAAAAAUAUACCAGUAUUAGGAUUUUUACUGCUAAUUGAAGAAGAAUAAGCUCUGUAUAUUUUUUUUAUUUGAAAAGAAUGACUAGGUCUACAAACAGAAACAUAAGGGAUUCCACAGAUGCUGGGAAUACAUACAGAAUGCUAGAGGUAAAAGGCAGGAUCACCUAGUGGCCACCCAUUUCAAAUGACUUCCCAUUCACGUACUGCUAUGUCUGUCCAUGACCUCUCCAUUGCCAUGAAGAGGCCAAAAUCAGGUCGGAGGAGCAACACUUCAUAUCCCAUUUCUUCCUUCUGGGUCCCCUCCUUUCUUUUCUUUCAUGGUCCACUGUCAUCUCCUAUCAGACUCUUUCUUCAGUUCUUUAUCUUUUCUACCUACCCCCUCACAGUUUCUUACUUCAUUUCACCUUCCUCCUGGUCUUACCUAUCACUUGCCAGCUUGCACUCCUUCCCCUCCUCCCCAUCUUAUCUGAUUUUUGCUUCUGCCCCCUUCCUUUCCAGUCCUGGUAAAGGAUCUCAUUGAGAAACGUCGACUAUUUAAUCCCCUCCAAUGAUGUUGCCUGAUGAGUUCCACCAGCAUUUUGUGUGUGUGACUAGCUUUACAAAAUUGAAGUUUUGCAAUACACACUCCAUUACAUAAACCCAGCAAUGAAAAUUUUAUAAUUACAUAGUCAGUGAUCAAAUGUAGCCUUGAAUUGGUUCAGGUAUACGUGUGAGAAAAUUUAGUAUGCAUAAUUUUUAGAAUUAUCAGGUUAGUUUGCUCAAUUUCCCAUAAUUUUGCGAUUUAGUACUACGAUAAUUUAUUAUGUAAAAUUAGAGAUCCAAUAGCUUUGGCUAAGCAAAGUAAGAAACAGCAAGUUCUUGUUCUUGAACUGUAGGCAAUAUUAAAUAAAUAAAUCAAUGGUAACGUUUGAAUUUUGAGUUUAGUGAUUAGUUUUGCAUGGUGUAAACUGAUGUACAUUCUGUCUGACAAUAGAUUUGGUUUGAAGCAAACUGCACUGUUGUGUUCAGCAAAUUGCUAUUAACUUAGUUUCUCUGCAUCACGAGAAUAUAGAUAGAUGUCUACAGUCUCUCACCCAAGAGCAGGAAUUGAGUAUGAUAAUUUACAGUAUCAUUAUUUUGUUUUGGCAAAGUUGUACCCUAUUUUGUUCUGAUUCUUUCUGCUUACUUAUAUCUGCCUUACUACCACCUUCCUCGACAAAAUUCCAGUUCUGAAUUUUGACCGAAUGGUCUUUCUGUCCAGGUAUUCUAGUCCAGUAUACUUGACAUUGAAGAGCACAGGAUUUAGUUCAUCUGUAUAACUACAUAUGUGCAGGCUUUUUCUUUAAAACAGCGUAUUUAGUUGACUCUUUUGUUAAAAUAAUUGAAUAAUAGUUUUCUACCUCGUCAUUUGAGAUUAGUGAUAGUUUGAUGCUGUCCUGUUUUGCUGUAAAGGGGUUUGGGAUGUGUUACCCAGACGCUUGUAUGUUCAAAAUUGCCUUAAACCCAGGAACAUGAAUUUCUUUUAAUUUUGUAAAGAGAGGAUGGUUAGGUGGAAAAGUACGGAGAAAAAUAUUUAAAAUGUUUGAAAACCAAGCAAAGCAGUAAUUUGUUUCUGUGUAGAAAUACAAAAGAACAUUUUGACUUCUGACAAACUACAAUUUCAAACAGCUGGUGAGAAGCUUGAAUUAUCUGGAUAGCUUAUUUCAUUGAGUUGCCUUCAUUUCAACCUCUCAUAGAUCUUAGUGCUACAUCUUCCAACACUAAAUCAUUUGGAUAGUUCAUAUAUUCUGGUCCAAAUUGGCACUUUAUUUUUUUCCCAAUACUGAAUUACUACCAACAUCUGACUGUAAAACAGCCCUGAUAUUUUAACCAGUGCAAAUAGGGAUAAUUCACACUCCGGUAAUCAAAUGAUUUUUCCUCGCUCACGAAAAGGUAAUAUGAAAUUGAGUCAAGGUGGAGGGGAAAUGUUUAUUGAUCGUGAGAAGAUUGGAAAUGCACCAAAAUUUGCAUACAUAUGAUUGAUACAAAUAAUACUAUAUUUAUCCAGGCAUUGUUCACAAUGAGGUAUGUUGGCAAAGUGUUUUCGUCUAGCUGAAAAGUUCUGACAAUUGAGUUCGUGCAUCUUAUGAUUAUAAGGUGCCGAAACAGUAAGUGUUAAGCAUGCUGCAUGCAAGAUGUAAUAUAAUGGAGCAAGUUCACAAAAUGUGGUAUCUGACAGUGAACCUGUGGGACUUUGUUGUGUGAAUUGAUAUUUCCAUGGUGCAAGGUUAAAUAUUGGUCCACACCAGUUGUUCUGCAUUUGAACCAUAUUGACUUCCUUUGUAAGAAUGUGCUAGAGAAGAACAGCCCCAUGGAUUGGUCCUGAUAGCAACAAUGGGUUGCUUGGACUCCAGCCCUGGUGAUAAUUCUGACUUUUUAAGGCAGUAAUUUUCACUGCUGUGAACUAAUUGCGUAAAAACAGUUGUGUUGAGUAGAUCAAGGAUGGUAUGUACAGCCAUAUAUAGUUUCCAGAUUUGAAGUAUUCACUGCACAAUAGGAACCCUUGUCUGUUUCAAAAUAAUAUUUCAAUGUGAUGUUUUUAAGAAACAAUUCACUUUUGUUAAGCUCCUUUGUCAAGGAUUCUGAUUUUCCAGAAGCGUUUAAAAUGUUUGUAAGAUAAAACAUUGCACAAAUUUAUUUUUUGUAACUAAAUAUUUGUUCAGAGUCUCCAAAAUAUUUGUCAUGAUGUGCACCCAAUAUGGAUUGCUCAGAUUUAAAGUUUUCAAUUUCUGAAUGUAAUUGAAGCUAAUUGAAUUAUAAAGGAAUUUUGUUGAGUAGAUAUGACAAAUGAUUACCACAGUGUACAGCUUUAGAGUUACAGCUAGACCAUUCCAGAGUGAAAUCAGAAAGCACUUUUUCAUGUUAAGGAUAAUGAGGCCUAGAAUUCUCUCCCCAAAAAUAUGUGGAUGCUGGGUUAAUUGAUUUUGAUCUUAAGGACGGAGAUCAAACAGUUAAAGGACCAAGUGGUAUGGAGCUACUGCAAAUUGAGGUCAAAUCAGCCAUAGUAAUCUUAAAAUGACAAAUUUGCUCUGAGGACCCAAUUGGCCUUCUGCUGUUGUUAUGUUUCAAAUGCGAUAUGUACCAGUUCAGCAAUGGCGAAUGGAGGAAGCAGUCUUCUAUAAUAGAAGAAUCUUGACCCUGAAACAGUGAUUUAACUUGUUUGUUGCAUUUUUUACUGGAGCACUGCAUUGAAAAAUGUUUCGAGAAGUAUUUGCCUUAAGAACUGGAAAAUAUUUCUGAUUGAUGUUUUGCUAUGUCAGUGGCAUAUGUAGUAAAUUGUGAGAUUGGGAUAUUGCCAAAAAUACUCUGAAAUUUCCCUUUUGCAGAUUCCAUUUGCUUUCAUAAGGUCACUUGUGAAUGCUUUGAAACUGACGAUGUGUAAUCAGAGUGCAUAACUAAUUUAUCCCAAAUAUGUUGAGGAAAAUCCUGAGAGCUUUUUACAAAGUAUUCUGUAGUUCAGAAGUUUCUGAAGAUUUCACUAUGAUCGAAGUUUGCUACUCCAGCUAUAAAAUGGAAUGUGUAUUAUUUACAUUGGCCAGAUUUUGCUGAUUUUAAUAUCAUAACCUGCUACCUUGGCCCCAUUGUAAAAGUGGAAAUAAUCUGCUGUAACCUUUACCUUGUGUAGUGAUUGCAAAAUGGAUACUUAAAUUAUUCUCACAAAUAUAAACCUAGUAUAGAGUUUCAUUAUUGCUUCAUAAGUAAUGCAGGUCUAAGUGCACACGAUAUUUAAAUAAAGUGAAAUAAGUGGCAUGAAUAGUUUUGUUUAAUUCCUUGAUUCUUUUUAUAUGCUUUGAGCUAUAAAUAACAUGACUAAAUUUUAUCAGAAUUAUGAGAAUAGUUUUAGUUCAUUGUUAUCAUUUUCUCAAGUUUAUUACCCAUUAUUUUUGAUAUUCACAAAAAGUGCUGUGUUAUUCAAGCAGAACUAUUUUACUUGUUGCAUGCAUUUAGUGAUGGGCAGAUUGUUUUAAACCCAUCCAUUCUAAUCAAUACAAAAAAAUUGAUAAUUUGCACAGCUCAUUUCAAUGGAAGCAUGUUCUGUGAAAUUUCCAUUUAAGAAUAUUGCUAACAGAGUUAGAAGACAAUUUUGGAAAAUUAAGUGA
Mobula hypostoma (lesser devil ray) is the source of this 9935-nucleotide messenger RNA. RefSeq names its product ubiquitin specific peptidase 20 (gene usp20). The transcript is spliced from 25 exons. NCBI's taxonomy places the organism in Eukaryota, Metazoa, Chordata, Chondrichthyes, Myliobatiformes, Myliobatidae. Gene Ontology annotation, biological process: protein deubiquitination. Gene Ontology annotation, molecular function: cysteine-type deubiquitinase activity; zinc ion binding. Gene Ontology annotation, cellular component: cytoplasm. Bases 126 to 2855 code for a protein of 909 amino acids. The record is from RefSeq and is a predicted model, not a curated record.